Molecule: messenger RNA, 1642 nt
Organism: Phycodurus eques (leafy seadragon)
Lineage: Eukaryota; Metazoa; Chordata; Actinopteri; Syngnathiformes; Syngnathidae
Gene: dlx2a
Product: distal-less homeobox 2a
Exons: 4
Coding region: 201-1064 (287 amino acids)
Biological process (GO): cell differentiation; negative regulation of transcription by RNA polymerase II; embryo development
Molecular function (GO): DNA-binding transcription factor activity, RNA polymerase II-specific; RNA polymerase II cis-regulatory region sequence-specific DNA binding
Source: RefSeq, a predicted model, not a curated record
GCAAAGCACCAAGCAACCACAGGAGACAGGCAACACAAACAUGCCGAGGCAGAACUCGUGGUCGGGGGCAAAAGGCGGAGGGCAUUCUCGGAAGAACAACGAAGCAGGAAGGUCAGAGGCAGACAGGGUCGGCGACGGAAGGUCAGUCCAGCGAAAAGUGCUGCUUCGCCUUGCAUCGGUGCGUAUCCAGCAAUCUGCCAAUGAGUGGGUCAUCGGAAGAGCCUGAAACGGCAAAGAUGACCUCCACGAACUACCACAGCUUGCACAAGUCGCAGGAGUCCCCCACCCUGCCGGUGUCCACGGCCACGGACAGCAGCUACUACAACAGCCCGCAGCACGGACACUCGUGCGGCGGAUUGCCCUUCGCGGAGCUCGCUUCCUUCCAGUACCACGCCAGCGGGCCCGGCGCGGUGCCGUACAACCCGAAGUCGUACGACAUGCAGGCGGGAUUCAACUCGUCUUAUGGGGCGUACAGCACUUAUGGACCCAACUCAUCGCCCGCUCCUGCCGAGACCGAAAAAGAAGAGAGCGAGCCAGAAAUCCGGAUGGUGAACGGAAAAGCAAAGAAGGUCCGAAAACCUCGAACCAUUUAUUCCAGCUUCCAGCUGGCCGCGCUCCAGAGGAGGUUCCAAAAAACGCAGUAUUUGGCGCUGCCCGAGCGGGCCGAGCUGGCGGCGUCGCUGGGCCUCACGCAGACACAGGUGAAAAUCUGGUUCCAGAACCGGCGCUCCAAGUUUAAGAAGCUUUGGAAAAACGGCGAAAUUCCACCCGAGCAGCACGUCCCCACCGGCGAGUCGCCCCCGUGCGCGUCCCCGCCGAGCGCGUGGGACUUUCCACAGACUCAAGGCAUGAGUGGCUCCACGUUACUUCCAAGCUGCGGCAGUCCGCACAACAGCAGCGGCGGCAGCAGCGCGCCCUCCUCUUCUUCCUCCUCCGCCUCCUCUUCAUCCUCCUCUUCGUUUUUGGCCAACUACUCCUGGUACGCCAACACGAACUCUGUCAGCCACCUGCAGCCCUCACUGCUCCACCACAACCCGGCGAUCACUGCCGGGACGAUAUUCUGAAGGGGGGGGAGAAAGGAGGAAAAAAACGGGACUCUGGUGGUGAAAAAUAUACGCGUUGAUUCAUUUGAUGUGGGUCCUACUUUUACGCGCGGAAGCAUCGCCAAACUGUGGACGUUUGCCACCUUUUGGCACAUACGCGCCCACAUUUUGACGGUUAUUUUUGUAUUUAUUUAUUUUCUUUAUGUCCAGGGAUGAAUGAAUGAAUGGGUCACUAUUAAACUGGACUUUCUUUUUUUGGGGGGGGGGGGGCAAACUCAAAGCUCCCCCGUCAGUGAUGUAGCACAGCUCAACUGUAUCGUGCCUUUUUCUACUUGACCUCAUGAUUAUGUUGUGUGAAAUAAUACAGCUCUGAACAAAAAUGAGAGACUUAAAAAAAAUACAAAAUAAAAUAAAGGACUUUUUGGGGUAUUUUGACCAUUUUUCAUUUUCUACAAAUAAAUGCUUUAAAUAACAAUAUUUGUAUUUGGAAGUUUGAUUUUCAGUCGAAGAAAACAAAAAAAAGCAAACAUGUUCAUUUUCUUCGAACAUAUAGCAACAUUUGCGAAACUGCAAAUUUUUCAGUUGGUCUCUUUUUUUUU